AUGUAUGGUAAACAAAAAUCUUUAAAUAUGGAAGGUGGACAAGGAUUCCGUCUUGCAAGUUCAAAAAAAACAGCUGAAGCUGAUGUUGAUCAAAAUGAUAAACGUCAUGGUGAUAUACGAGUUAAUCUUCCAACUAAUGAUAUCACUCCAAUGCAUUCUGCGAUACCAUUCCUUCCAUUAUGGGCUGCUAUAUUUUGUGCUAUAAUUAAUGUUAUUAUCCCUGGCUCAGGAACAAUAAUAAGUGGAUUUUUUGCCCUAUGUCUUGGACAAACGCGUGUGAACUACCGUACAGGUCAAAAGCUGAUGACCGUAUUAAUUAACUCAUUAGUAGGUAUUAGUCAGUUCUUUACCAUUACAUUCUUGUUUGUCGGAUGGUUUUGGUCAAUAGCUUGGAGCGGUUUGCUCAUAAUCUACUCCGUACAGUAUCGCGAUGCAUUACGUCGACGUCGCCAAGAAAUGAUCGCAACAGCAGCAUUAGAAGCACUAACUCGAAAUUCAAUUUUACAUCGUCGUGAUGUGAAAACACUAGUUAAAAAACAUAAAGAAAAGAGUGGAACGAAAAAAUAUGAAGAACAAACUGCAUAG
Molecule: messenger RNA, 585 nt
Organism: Cercopithifilaria johnstoni
Lineage: Eukaryota; Metazoa; Nematoda; Chromadorea; Rhabditida; Onchocercidae
Source: the annotation of a GenBank genome assembly